Molecule: messenger RNA, 2136 nt
Organism: Kalmanozyma brasiliensis GHG001
Lineage: Eukaryota; Fungi; Basidiomycota; Ustilaginomycetes; Ustilaginales
Product: Peroxin/Dysferlin domain protein
Exons: 1
Coding region: 1-2136 (711 amino acids)
Biological process (GO): peroxisome organization
Cellular component (GO): peroxisomal membrane
Source: RefSeq, a predicted model, not a curated record
AUGUCGUCCACAUCGACUACCACGACUCCGGUCAAAAAGGAGAAGGACUCGCCAAAACCACCCUCAAUCGUCACGAACUCGUCUCGCAUUCCUUCCACAUCGUUCUCAACAGCAACGUCGCUGUCCUCAAGCUUCGAGCCGCUCUCCUCCUCUGAAAUCCUCGAACGCAUCCCCAGCCCCGUCAUCCGACUCGUGGCCGCGCUAGGCCCUGCCAUCCAUGCAUUCCAUCGCUUCAUCCGUCUCGCUACCUGGACGGGCGGUAAGGGCUCCACCUCCUCUUCCGUACUGCUGCUUGUCUCGUUCUGGUUGAUGUGCGCUUUCGGCUACGAGCUCCUGCGCUAUGCGCCUCAACUCGUCAUCCUCGGCUGGAUCGGAUACUCUGGCGUUCGAAGGCAGCUCGCCUUUGCUCGCCCUCGAACACAUACUCCGGCCAAUCUCAUCGACAAGCACGACAAGGUGUCCGCAGCAACAAUCAAUGCGAGUCUGCUCGAGCUCUCCGAGCUUGCCGACUUCUUCUCGUCCUUGCGAAGAAAUGUGCUGGUGCCAGCUGUACAGCUCAUCUCGUGGGACCCGAGCCCUAUGAACACCAAGGCGGUGGCUGCGUUCUUGAUCCUCACCUGGCCACUAUGGCUGCUUGCAUUCCUGCCGCUGCGCGAAAACGGCUUCCCUAGCUUGGUGCUUCCCGUCUCUGGCGCUGGAAUCCUCGCGUUCAUCGGAAAAGUCGACGCCUUCGUCUUCCACCACAUUCUCAGGCUCGUAGGCGAAAACCGCGUAGCUCUCUUCCACACCAAAGCAGCUCCGAUCUACACUCAGUACAACAAUGUCUCGGGCUUUGUCGCAAAGACACCUCUUCCGAUCAUCUACGCACACCUUCGAGCCCUCGCCGCCCGCGUGCGAUGGGAGCAACUGACCAACUUCAACAUCACGCUCCUUCCUCCCUACCCUAUCGGUGCGCUCACCAUGCGCAGUCUGGUUUGCCUUGUCGGCACUCUCGCGCUCACUUGGUGCUCUCCCUGGUGUACCCUUUAUCGCCAAGCCGUGUGGAAGAGUGCUACCAUCCGCCGCAUCGUCCGCGGCACCGGUCGUCUGCUCAGCGGUCAGCUCUCGGUCCGCGAUGCAUACGGCAAAGGCAACCUCGACGAUGAAUGGGCUCACGGUCUCUACCACGACGACGGCUCCGAGCUUCUCAGCGCCAGCAAGGUCAAGAAGGAGCCCACUUCCACCAAAGAAGAGUUCGUUCGCCACGAGGACGUCGUCUACCAAUUCUCCAUCUUCGAGAACCAGCGUUGGUGGGUGGGGCUCGAUUGGACUGCCGCGUUGCUUCCCCAAGAACGCCCGUCGUGGUCCGACGAGGCAAACAAUCCCGUCUCGCCACCUUCUUCGUUCAGCUUGCCUGCCACCAAGAUCAUGCUUACGCCCGCACCCACCGCCUCGGACCCGAAAGCCUUCACCCGCCGCACGAUCAAAUGGCAGUGGGUGGACCCCGAAUGGUCGAUCGCCGGCGUCUCCUCGCGUGGCUACUACCCGUCUUCGACCGUCUACAAGGGCAGUGCGAAGGAUGCGGCGAUCAAAUCGGCCAGCGUGCUCGGCGACAAGGACGCAGUGGCGGCGGCAAAACAGGGCUACCUCGGUGACGCACUCAAUCGCAUCCGCGCCCGAACCUCGGGUGCUGAGAAGCAAGUCGAUGAGGAUGCAGUGAGCGAUGUGGGAACCACCGCACAUCGCGUCGGGGGCGACGACGAGCAGGACUGGGACGUUGACACCGAGGGCUGGCAGUACGGCGACAAUGCGUGGGACAAAAUGAGCAAGAAGUCUGGCAUGGGGAGGUACACGAGGCGGAGGAAGUGGGUCCGACGCGCGGUGCUGCUCGAGGUCGUCGAGUACGGCGUACACGGUCCCAGCCCUAGCCCUGCUGCCUCGCCUUCGCCUUCGGGUACGGCGGUGAAGAAGGAGGAGGCCGAGGUGGAGGACACCAAGGUCGACGGCGUCGAUUCGGCUGUGACGCCCAAGGUGGAUACGGACGUGGAAACGGCUACCACGACCGAUUCGGGCGAACUGGAUGCUUCGCCGUCCAAAGCUGCCCUGGCAGCGAAGAGACCGAGCAUCUCGGAUCGACUCGCAAAGGCGGCUGGUUGA